This is a messenger RNA of Podarcis raffonei (Aeolian wall lizard), 1729 nucleotides long. RefSeq names its product secernin 2 (gene SCRN2). Gene Ontology annotation, molecular function: dipeptidase activity; cysteine-type exopeptidase activity. Gene Ontology annotation, biological process: proteolysis. The transcript has 8 exons. Lineage: Eukaryota; Metazoa; Chordata; Lepidosauria; Squamata; Lacertidae. Bases 304 to 1620 code for a protein of 438 amino acids. The record is from RefSeq and is a predicted model, not a curated record.
AGCACACACCGAACAUUGAAAACGCAUGACUGCGCCCUGUCUCACCCCGCAAAGAACAUUGGGAAAUGCAGUUUGUUAAGGGUGCUGGGGGGGGGCAUUGCAGCUUUUUGAGGGAUAAGCUACAGUUCCCAGGAUUCUUUGGGGUGGAGAGUUGUGUGCUUUAACUAAAUGGUGUGUACAUGGCCUUAAAGUCUCUGGGUUAGCAGAAAACUACAGCCGUUGCUUUGGUAACAACGAUCCCCUCCCUGACCUGUUCCAGCCCAGCUUUUGUUUCUUUCUUGACUUGGCCAGGAGGCAGAAGGCAUGUGUUUGUGGGGAGGCAGAGGAGAGAGAGAUAGAAUGGCUGACCCUUGUCCCUGUGGACCCUCCUCCUGCGACUGCUUCGUCUCUCUUCCCCCAGCCUCUGCGGCCAGAGAGGUCAUAUUUGGCAAGAAUUCUGACCGUCCGAGGGAUGAAGUCCAAGAGGUAGUCUAUUUCCCAGCCAGAAGCCAUGCCAAGGGGGCAAAGGUCCAGUGCACAUAUAUUGAAGUGGACCAGGUUGAGAAGACCCAUGCGGUCAUUCUCAGCCGACCAGCCUGGCUCUGGGGAGCCGAGAUGGGGGCCAACGAGCACGGGGUCUGCAUCGGCAAUGAAGGGGUGUGGACCAAGGAGCCCGUGGCAGAGGAAGAAGCCUUGCUGGGCAUGGAUCUGGUCAGGCUCGGUUUGGAGCAGAGCAGCAGUGCCCAGGAAGCAGUCCAGGUUAUAACAACCCUCCUGGAACGUUACGGCCAAGGGGGCAGUUGCAAGGAGGAGCCGACCCCCUUCAUUUACCACAACACCUUCCUCCUUGCGGAUCGCACUGAAGCCUGGGUUGUAGAAACAGCCGGGCGGUUUUGGGCGGCUCAAAGGAUUCGAGAAGGUGCCCGGAACAUUUCCAACCAGCUGAGCAUUGAUACCGACAUUACCUCUGAGCAUGCGGGCCUCAGGCAACAUGCCCGGGAGCAGGGAUGGUGGAGUGGCCAAGGGGCGUUCAGCUUCCUGGAGGUGUUCUCUCUCACCCACCAGCCUGUGCGCAUGGAGGCGGCCAAAGCUCGCUAUUGUGCUGGCCAGCAGCUGCUGCACCAACAUUCAGGGCAGAUCACCGCAGAGACCAUUAUGACCAUCUUGAGUGACAAGGCCAGCGGGAUCUGCGUCGAUUCGGAAGGUUUCUGCACCACGGGAAGCAUGGUGUCCGUCCUGCCGCAGGAUCCCCACCUGCCUUGCAUCCACUUCUUCACGGCCACGCCAGACCCUUCCAGGUCGAUCUUCAAACCCUUCAUCUUCGUUCCCAACGUCACUUUCUUUCCCCAAGUGCAAUCGCCGACCUUUGGCGACAAAGACCCCGUCAGGGAGACGCCCAGGUUUCAGAGACGGGUGGACCGACGGCACAAUCUCUACAGGGAACACCAGUUAGUCCUGGACACCAUGGACCGCAAUGAGCAUGAGCGCCAGAGACUCCAAGAGAUUAUGCGGAAAUUUCAGCGGCAAGCCCUGGAGGCCAUGAAGAACCUGCUGGCGGGCUCCUUCACUCUGAAACCCCAGGAGCUGGCUGACCUCUUCUAUGACUGUGUGGUCACAGAAAUCAAGUUAUAUAAACAGUAAGAUCCCUAUCAGGGCAGAGAGAUUGAGGUUCGUUCCCGAGACCACUGAGAGUUCCAUGUGUGAAACAAAACCCUACUUGGAUUAUAUGAUAUGAUAAUGCUGCACCUUU